AUUGAAACCAGCAUCAGGAAGAACUACAUUUCCCAGCAAGCACCGGAGUGGAAGGGUAUUCCAGGCCAGUUCCUGGUGCAGGGCUGCAAGGGCAGUAGGAUGCAGUGAGCAGUGUAAGCGGUGAGUACCAUGGCUGGGAGGGUAGGUGGCUGUCACCAUGUUAUUCAUGGAGUAUUAGUGUCAGAUCCACCAUGUAUUCAUAGACACAGAUCCCUGGAUACUGGAGGGCAAUAACUGAUCAAUAAUCAAUAAAACCAAUAACCAGUGAGGGCAGGGCAUGAAAUGUGAUCCCAAUAACAGAUCAAUAAUCAAUAAAACCAAUAACCAGUGAGGGCAGGGCAUGGAAUGUGAUCCCAAUAACUGAUCAAUAAUCAAUAAAACCAAUAACCAGUGAGGGCAGGGCAUGAAAAGUGCUCCCAAUAACAGAGCAAUAACCAGUGAGGGCAGGGCAUGGAAUGUGAUCCCAAUAACUGAUCAAUAAUCAAUAAAACCAAUAACCAGUGAGGGCAGGGCAUGGAAUGUGAUCCCAAUAACUGAUCAAUAAUCAAUAAAACCAAUAACCAGUGAGGGCAGGGCAUGAAAAGUGCUCCCAAUAACAGAGCAAUAACCAGUGAGGGCAGGGCAUGGAAUGUGAUCCCAAUAACUGAUCAAUAAUCAAUAAAACCAAUAACCAGUGAGGGCAGGGCAUGGAAUGUGAUCCCAAUAACUGAUCAAUAAUCAAUAAAACCAAUAACCAGUGAGGGCAGGGCAUGAAAAGUGCUCCCAAUAACAGAGCAAUAACCAGUGAGGGCAGGGCAUGAAAAGUGCUCCCAAUAACAGAGCAAUAACCAGUGAGGGCAGGGCAUGAAAAGUGUUCCCAAUAACAGAGCAAUAACCAGUGAGGGCAGGGUAUGAAAAGUGCUCCCAAUAACAGAGCAAUAACCAGUGAGGGCAGGGCAUGAAAAGUGUUCCCAAUAACAGAGCAAUAACCAGUGAGGGCAGGGUAUGAAAAGUGCUCCCAAUAACAGAGCAAUAACCAGUGAGGGCAGGGCAUGAAAAGUGCUCCCAAUAACAGAGCAAUAACCAGUGAGGGCAGGGUAUGAAAAGUGCUCCCAAUAACAGAGCAAUAACCAGUGAGGGCAGGGCAUGAAAAGUGCUCCCAAUAACAGAGCAAUAGCCAGUGAGGGCAGGGUAUGAAAAGUGCUCCCAAUAACAGAGCAAUAACCAGUGAGGGCAGGGUAUAAAAAGUGCUCCCAAUAACAAAUCAAUAACCUGUGAGGGCAGGGCAUGAAAUGUGCUCCCAAUAGCAGAUCAAUUCUCAAACCAAUAACCAGUAAGGCCAGGACAUGAAAAGUGCUCCCAAUAACAGAUCAAUAUUCAAACCAAUAACCAGUGAGAGCAGGGCAUGAAAGGUGCUCCCAAUAACAGAUUAAUAACCAGUUAGGGCAGGGCAUGAAAAGUGCUCCCAAUAACAGAUCAAUAACCUGUGAGGGCAGGGCAUGAAAAGUGCUCCCAAUAACAGAGCAAUAACCAGUGAGGGCAGGGCAUGAAAAGUGCUUCCAAUAACAUAAAUAAUCAAUCAAACUAAUAAUCAAUGAGGGCAGGACAUGGAAAGUGCUUACAAUAACCUAUCAAUAAUUAAUUAAACCAACCAAUGAGGGCAGCUCCACUGGGAUCGCUGCUAAUUUAGUUAAAGGGAUACUAUAGUCUCCAAAGCAACUUUAGCUUAAAGGACCACUCUAGGCACCCAGACCACUUCAGCUUAAUGAAGUGGUCUGGGUGCCAGGUCCAGCUAGGGUUAACCCUUUUUUUCAUAAACAUAAGUUUCAGAGAAACUGCUAUGUUUAUGAAUAGGUUAAGCCUUCCCCUAUUUCCUCUAGUAGCUGUCUCAUUGACAGCCACUAGAGGCGCUUGCGUGCUUCUCACUGUGAUUUUCACAGUGAGAGCACGCCAGCGUCCAUAGGAAAGCAUUAUGAAUGCUUUCCUAUGUGACCGGCUGAAUGCGUGCACAGCUCUUGCCGCGCGUGCGCAUACAGCCGACGGGAGGAGAAGAGGAGGAUCGGAGGAGGAGAGCUCUCCGCCCAGCGGUGGAAAAAGGUAAGUUUUACCCCUUUCCAGAGCCGGGCGGGAGGGGGUCCCUGAGGGUGGGGGCACCCUCAGGGCACUAUAGUGCCAGGAAAACGAGUAUGUUUUCCUGGCACUAUAGUGGUCCUUUAAUGAAGCAGUUUUGGUGUAUCGAACAUGCACCUGCAGUCUCACUGCUCAAUUCUCUGCCAUUUAGGAGUUAAAUCACUUUGUUUAUGAAUCCUAGUCACACCUCCCUGCAUGUGACUUACACAGCCUUCCUAAACACUUCCUGUAAAGAGUCAUCUAAAGUUUAUCCUUCCUUUAUUAGAUUUGCUUAUCCCCUGCUAUGUUAAUAGCUUGCUAGACCCUGCAAGAGCCUCCUGUAUGUGAUUAAAAUUCAAUUUAGAGAGAAAGCGCUACAAUUGUUUAAGGUAAAUUACAUCUGAUUGAAAGUGAAACCAUUUUUUUUUUUUUUCAUGCAGGCUGUGUCAAUCAGAGUCAGGGGAGAUGUAACAAGGGCUUCGUAAACAGAAACAAAGUGAUUUAACUCCUAAAUGGCAGUGAAUUGAGCAGUAGAACCUGAGAGGCAAGAUCUAUACACCAAAACUGCUUCAUAAAGCUAAAGUUGUUUAGGUGACUAUAGUGUCCCUUUAAUUUCCUGUUUGCCCUAUGUGUCUCUGUCAUACUGCAGGUCAGCAUCCUUCACUCACCGCCCACCCCCAAGUCUGCGUCAAGGACAGCAGGCUUGGUUUAAUAAUCCUGGGACGUCAAAACAGCAUUAGUAUUAACUAGUAUUAGUAUUAACUAAAUUAGCGCUGUGCAUGCUGGGACUUGUAGUUCAGAACAGCGCUGUCAUACAGGCAGCCACAGAAAGGACUACAUUUCCUAGCAAGCAUUGGGGCAGUGAUUAUCUCAAGUAGUAAAGAGAGUCUCUAAAUAAGCAGACUGUUUGAAGAGUACAGCCAUGAGCCAGUGUUUAAUAUGACCAAAGAGGAGCCCAAGGGGGAGCAUUGUAAAGUGACCAAUAACCCUGUUGAUGUUUGUGUAAACGUGAUAUAUGGGCUGUGUUUUAUAAUGGAUGCAGCCAUGUGUUCUAUCUCUCUGUAUCUCCGUUAUACCCUUGUACAAUCGCAGUAUGACCAUCUUUCACUCCCCACGAACUACCUGCAGAUUGAGAACUCCGCUUUCUAAGGAUAUCAGUGAGCCAUACUUUAUAAGAAAUGUAAAAUAUAAACACUGCCCUAUAAAGGAACUCUCUCUUAAUGUUAGAGUAGUUACUGUUUUAUUUUCCAUUUAGAACCCCUGUUAAUCUACCCGUUUAAUUGAGCACACAGACUAUGCCUCCCCCUCAUUUAUUGUAGACCUAUGGUGAAUGACCGGUAUCCUUACAGAGGAAGCAGCUCUCGUGAACGCCGGUCUGACCAUUACUAGAGGAAUGUUUCCAACCGUUUCCCAGAAAUGCCAUGGUUUUAGAUUGUCCAGGAAAAUGAAGCCCUUCUAUGUAGCAAAACGACUAUAUUAAAACAAGUCUGUUGCUUUUUAUUAUUUUAGAAAGAUAUCUAAAUGCUUUAUGUAGUCAGAUACUCAUUGUGUUGGAAUUUCAUUAAGAUUCCAACACAAUCCAAAGAUACCAUAAGACAAUGUACGGACCACUUUGUUUUAUGGUAAAUCUGAGGUUGACAGGAUGCAGAAUUUCACUGUCAACUUUUGUCCAAUUUCGCAGCCAUCACUAGCGACGGUUGUGGGAUUCACUCAUGGUCUUGCUCUCUGCGAGACGUCCGCUGUGGAGGCUCUCGCAGUGCUCUCGCGAUUUCAGGGAGCACCGUACUGACAUGGCUCCUGGCAGAUGAAGCUCCAGCAGCCAUAGAAGACCUCAAGAAAGAAGAUGGCAGCAGCUUUGAAGAACAACGUUAGGUAAGUAAACCUAACCUUAACGGCAACCCUCGGCCCACUGACCAUCACCGGAGAUGUCACCUUUGGGGGUCUUUGCAAAAUAUGAAAAGACCCCUUGACGGGGUUAAGAUGUUCAGGGUAUGGUUCUUAGAGAGGCUCUCCUACAGUUAGAGUUUCACAGUGAGUUCUGCCCACACAAGGACAGUGCUCUGCCAAUCAGGAGCCUCUCAAUCUGUUCAGUGAUUUCUGCACUUAGCAGGGGUUUUGGGAGAUAUACUGAACCACUUAACAGUAGUUCCAUUCCUCACAUAGCCUGUUAUAAAAUAAAACAUUGAUACCAUUCUUUAGCUGUCUUCCUGUUUUUGUUUUGUUUUGUUUUUAUUUAGUACCAUUCACCAUUUCGAUGCUGUCACUGAGCUUUCUCCAGAGUCGUACGAGAUUGGUGUGCAAGUCCAUUGCCGUGCAGUAUUCCCGAUUCCAUGCAAACAUGGACAAGCCGGUGGAAAUUUCAAUCAGAACAAAACUGACUCAAGGCCUUGGACCUUGUCACCUAGAGGUCCAUAACGAGAGCCACAUGCAUGCAGUACCCAAAGGGUCAGAAACACACUUUAAGGUGGUAGUAGUGUCUGAGACCUUCAAUGGAAAGUCUCUGAUUCAGAGACAUAGACUUGUGAAUGACCUUCUGAAGGACGAGUUAGCUGGGCCUGUACAUGCGCUGUCCAUCCAGGCUAAGACUCCUCAACAAUGGGAAGAGAAUCCAACCGUUGGACAAAGCCCUGCUUGCAUGGGCGGCUCGAAACAUGACCCUGAGAUGAGCAAGAAGGUCAAUAGUCUGGUGUAGACCAGAACCUGAUAAGUUGUGGCGCAAGGCUCCGUGUUCUUGGUUUGUAAUCGCUGUCUAAGAAUGUGACUGGUGAAAAUAUAUACUUAACGCUCUCUCUCUGAAUACUGUGUUUUUUUUUUUUUUUUAUUGGAAAACCUCAAAUUCCAUUAUUAAGAAAUAUGUUGAACUGAUCUGUUAAAAUAAGGCUGGGUCUUAGAUCACUUACCAUCACAGACUGACUGUCAUACACGACCUGUAAUAAAUACCGCAAGCUGACCGGCAUGUUUAGCCUGAAAUAAAUACCGCACGUUGACCUUCAUACCCGACCUGUAAUAAAUACCGCACGUUGACCUUCAUACCUGACCUGUAAUAAAUACCGCACGCUGACCGCCAUGUUUAGCCUGAAAUAAAUUUAGGCAAUCCACAAAACUGAGGACAGAACUCGGCAUGUGCUUAAAUAGGGAGAGGGAAUGGGAGCCUUCCCACAAGGAGGGGUCUCUGUGCCUAUAUAACUGGAAGGCCCCCUAUGUGGGUGGAACACUGUCUGUUCAUUUAAUUUGCAUUUCUCAAUGCUGCUCCCAUGUUUGCUGAGCUGGAACCCCCAGAGCUCUGUGCCCUGAGGAGAUCCUGGAGCAGUAUGGGGGACACACAACACACAUGCCCACCGGAGGGGAGGGAGGCCUAAGGGCAGACAAAACGUGCAGCGAGACACAGAAUGCUGCGGUAUCGGCUGGCAGGAGUGCUUGGUGCGUCUCCCAGGAUGCCGAAGUCCAUGUGGCGCACCAGCCUCUCCCAGUGCGCCGAGACCGUGAGAUCCUCAAUAGCUUCACAAUCUGCCAUUAGCAGCAUGGUUCCCAUAGGCAUCUCUUGCAACUUCUGGGAGUACUGACAAAUCCUCAUAGUGGAAGCUCCAUGUUUUGUCACCCUCAGGCUGUCCCAGAACACAAAGUAAUUCCUAUUGUAGCAUAGAGCUCUUUACUGUGUUGGGAUUUCAAUGACAUUCAAUAUAUUUUGUAAAGAUUGUAUCUGUUUGUGUGUGUAGCUAAUGAUAGUCGCUUUAACGAGACCGUACUGUUCCACCUAAAAUUCACUUUGUGAAAGAGAAGAUGGAAUAUGUAAGGAAAACAUAAAACACACAUCCAUGUUUCCUUUUAUUACAUCCUCCGAUAGCUCUGAUCUGGGUGAACAACGUAUCCAAAAAUCACCCAGAUCAGUUCAGCGGUUCAGUUAUUUCCUGAAAGUCGUAGUUUUUGCCGACCGCAUGCAUGGUCCCAUGCCCAAAACAGUUCCAUAGAAUCGCGGCUAAUUGCCGCUGGGGACCUACCGGGAACCGCAAAGUUUUCAUGCUGAAAAUAGUUCCAGGGCAUUCGCGGCUAAGUCCCCCUGAAGUCUAUUUGCGGUUUUGGUCCACACGAACGGCCGCCAGUGAGCUAGCGUUUCGGUUCUAUGGAAAGUGCCGAACCAGGUGGAAUAAAAUAUGGGUCUUUACAGUCGCUGACCUGGCCCAUAGUCUUUUGGCAGGAGGCUGGCAAGCAAGCCCCUCCAUAUGUGUGUGUAUAUAUAUAUAUAUAAUAUAGAUAGAUAUCUACAUACAUACACACACGAUGUAUAAAUAUACAGUGUGUGUGUGUAUAAAUAUAAUAUAAAUGUUUGGAAGUAUUGUGUGUGGUGCAGUGUGUUGGGGUUCUAUGUGUAUGUGUGAGGGGUGCAGUGGGGGGUGUAGUGUGUGUAUAUGAAGGAUGCAGUAUGUGUGUGUGAUGGAUGCUGUGUUUGAGGGGUGAUGUGUGUGAGGAUGCUGUUUGUGAUGGGUGUGAGGGAGCUAUGUGUGUGAGGGUGCUGUGUGUGAUGUGUUUAAGGGUGCAGUGUGUGUGAUUUGUGUGUGAGGGUAGGGUGCUGUGUGUGACUUUUGUGUGAGGGUGCUGUGUGUGACUUUUGUGUGAGGGUGCUGAGUUUGAUGUGUGUGAGGGUGCUGAGUGUGAUGUGUGUGAGAGUACGGAGUGUGUGUGAGGGUGAUGUGUGUGCUGAGUGUGAUGUAUGUGAGAGUACUGAGUGUGAUGUGUGUGAGAGUACGGAUCUCGCGAGAGGAACCCGGCAGAGCUGCAAGCUAGAGCUCCGCCGGGUCCUCCUCUUCCUCCCCAGCCGCAGGUCUAUGAAAGUGGGCUGGUGAGGGAGAUCUUUGAUCUCCCCAUCGGCCCUCCGUGAAAUACAGCGGGGCCGGCGCUCGGAUAGUGCCGGCCCUGCAUAGACCGACAGGGGAGAUCCUGGGACCUCCCCUGCUGGCCGCGGCCCACCGGGCAUUUGCCCGGUGUGCCCGAUGGCCAGUCCGGGCCUGCAUGGGUAGUAUCGCUGUACUCAGGAGAUGUUGCUGAACCCAUAUUGGGGUGUUCUUUGGCAAUAAUCUUUAAAGUUCUCAGUACAUGUAUUAUUAAAUUGCUAUGUGUGUCAAAAAAACACCAAUUAUUUUAUUUUUAAAAAAUUUGGCAUAGAUUACUGGUAAAAUGGUUGCAUGAAGAGUCAAAACACCCCACGUUUAAUACCUUAGGUUGUCUUAUUUUAAAAAAUAGAUACGUGUGAAGGGUUAUUCAGGGAUUCCUGACAGAUAUCAGUGUUACAAUAUAACUUGCGUUAAUUUUGAAAACAAAAAAUGGUUUGGAAAUAGCAAAGUGCUACUUGUUCUUAUAACUUGCAAAAUAAAGCUAAGGACAU
Molecule: messenger RNA, 7468 nt
Organism: Pelobates cultripes (western spadefoot toad)
Lineage: Eukaryota; Metazoa; Chordata; Amphibia; Anura; Pelobatidae
Source: the annotation of a GenBank genome assembly